AUGGAGCACAAAACGGGCUUGAACGCUUUUCCGAGGCUCUGGUUCAAGCUAGUGUCCCUGAGUAUCAGUUUCGGCCCUUUGUGGCACCUGAUGAACGUGCAGGGCGUGGAAGCGGCACAAGCAGGUGCUCAUGUUCACGUUGAACACAAAACAACAUCGCAACGCUUUCCGAAACCAAAUGACCCGUUCAACUUCAUUCCUUGCCCCAAUGCCAUAGAGACGCUGAAUUUUCCUCUUCUGAAUGAUACAGAUCACCGAGGCACAUGGAGUCAUUUGUUUAAUCCCAACCCCGAUACGUGGGCUUGGGGGGGAUCGGGUCUUAAUUCCUCAGCCUCGCCGUCUACCAAGAGAAAAGGUCUCUUCUUUUGCGGUUAUUUGGACGUUCCCGUGGACUACCACAAUAAGUCCGAUCCUCGAAUCACUCGGUUGGCCGUUGCCAAAUACCAAGUCUCCGGCGUCGGCAAGAAAAGCCAGAGAACUAUUGUGCUGAACCCCGGCGGCCCAGGAGGAAGCGGCGUUUCGUUUGUUCUCAAAUCCGCAGAGAACUUGGCCGCAGCAUUGACGAAUGGCACAUUCGACGUGCUCAGCUGGGACCCUCGCGGUGUCGGCUCCUCACAGCCCCAGGUGACAUGCUUCCCAUACGCCGGUCUCGAAGACCGUUGGUCCCUGGUGUUGGGCAAGGAUCUCAAAGAGUCGGCAUGUGCUCGACAACAGCUGGAGACGGUCAAUGCCAUAAACGACGCCACGUUUCGCUCGUGCCGGGAGAGGCUUGGUGACUUCCCUCGAUUUACUUCCACGGCAGCCGUUGCCCGCGACGUGGAGUCUAUCCGAAUUGCUUUAAACGAAACGCAACUAACGGGAUACUUUGCCAGCUAUGGAACCACAUUGGCUCAGAUAUACGCUAAUAUGUUCCCGGAUAGUGUAGGGCGCAUGAUCUUGGACGGAAUGGACUAUGCCAGAGAUCACCGAGCCGUGGGAGGCUACGGACGAACAGCAUUAUACAACACAACUGAUGUCUGGAACGACGGCUUCCUGGGUGAAUGCGUUGCAGCUGGCCCUCAACGCUGCGCCUUAGCUAAGCCUGUCAAUGGCUCUCAUGUGACGUUAGACUCGUUGAAGGAGAGGAUGGAGAAGCUUCUCCAAGGACUGGCAGAGCGUCCCAUACCAACAUACAGCAAAAAGAGCGGGCCAUUGAUCAUCACAUACAGCGACGUGGUUUCCUUGAUUUCAGCAACGUUGUAUGCGCCGUCAAGUUGGCCCAGCGCAGCCAAGGUACUCCAGGAGCUGGAAGCGGGCAGGUUGGCAUCGACGACUGCCCUGGUAGCCAAGUCCUGGAGUUACCAGCCGCCGGACCUGAAUCUCGAAGCUGACUCGGGGUCAGAACUGCUCCUCAUGGUGGUUUGCGGCGACGUGAGCGACACCAGCCAGCCCGAAGGUCUCGAUUUCUGGGAGAAUCUCUGGCGAGAAAUGGUGAAGAAGAGUUUCCUCAGCGGCCACGCCAACUUUGCAUCCGUGUUUCCCUGCCGAAACUACAAAAAGUACUGGCCAAAGGGGGCCGAGGUGUAUCGCGGCGACUUCGGCCAGCCCCUGAGGAACCCCCUCCUGCUGACGUCCAUGACGCACGACCCGGUCACGCCGCUUGUAAAUGGCCGAAAGCUCCUCCGCGAAAUGGGUACGAAGAACGCCAGGUUAAUUGUUCAGCAUGGGUACGGCCACGGUUCGUGGGCACAUGUGUCGAAUUGCACGGAUCGCCUUUUCCGCGCUUACCUUUUGAAUGGCACUAUCCCUGACAAGGCGGAAACCCAUUGCUAUGCUGAUGUGAAACCGUAUCGGCCCGUCACCAAGGCGGGCAGUAGGCCGGGCUUGGCCGAUCUUGAAGCUGCUUACCAGGCCGCCAUUCCCCGAUUCUAA
This is a messenger RNA of Metarhizium brunneum ARSEF 3297, 1911 nucleotides long. RefSeq lists its product as uncharacterized. NCBI's taxonomy places the organism in Eukaryota, Fungi, Ascomycota, Sordariomycetes, Hypocreales, Clavicipitaceae. The record is from RefSeq and is a predicted model, not a curated record.